This is a messenger RNA of Sphaeroforma arctica JP610, 3353 nucleotides long. RefSeq lists its product as hypothetical. The coding region runs from base 1 to 2940 and encodes 979 amino acids. NCBI's taxonomy places the organism in Eukaryota, Ichthyosporea, Ichthyophonida. The record is from RefSeq and is a predicted model, not a curated record. The transcript has 4 exons.
AUGCCAACAGAUGGCGAUCGAGAUGUACUCAUCAUUGUGGAGUCCAACCACGCUUCAGUAGUGGCGGUACAACCCAAUUGCAAUUCACAGGAUUGCCUCGGUGGCGCUCGAGCGUGUGUGGUUAAUCAGAAUUACGCCAUAUCAAACACGCAAAACCCGCACGCGGCAAGUUGGGCCCCAGAUGGUAGCGUCCUAGUGGUAGCUUGUUCAAGGCAGGUUCAAAUCUUCGUAUGCCUACGACAGCAUUUAGCCAAAGUAGGAUAUAGAGAACAAUUGUCUGAGGUGGCUUUCCAACGAGAGAGUACUAUUUUGGCAGAUGCAGACAAGGUAACCGAUACGAAGCACGAAGUGGCUGUGCGGAUGGCUGAGACCAAAUGUGCAGACACGACCACGCAAGCAGCUGAAGAUAAAUUCGCGGCUGUAGACUCAGGUAUAAAAUCACAAAGGCCGAGCAUCGACGAAAAAGUCGGGAAUAGGCUCAAACCUAGUAGGGCAGAGUCUGAUGCAGACGAUGCGUUUGUACUAAUGCUCAGUAUACCGCUAUACUAUAUUCCAAAGGAUGUGUCCGUUGCGAUCUGUGAUGUCGGCUGCAGUAUUAGUUGUGCGUCACAGGACGCAGAUUCCAGGGAUGGAGCCGCAAAGAUACCUCCAUCAUUCACAUACAAAGGGGAACUGGGUACCAAAAACUCAUCUCCUUAUGCUUCUAGUGGAAACCAAGAUGGGUCCACUGUAGUCUGGUAUUCUAUAGCCGUAGCCGGGCCAGACGGAGUGGAGUUGCAUACUGUAGCCUUACAGCAACCGGAGUCCUUCGACGAUCUCAAGGAUAUACGAAGCCAUACUCAAGAAGAAGCCCAGCCGGCCGGCGGUAGCUUACUGGCUCCAUUAGCUUCAUAUGUUAUAGUGGAAACUUCCGGCAUCGCGAGUACCAUAGUGUCGCAAAUACCACACCACGCACAUACUCAAACACCUGAUCCCCAAUUACUUCACGAGUCUCUUGCCGUUGCGCAUGUAUCCCACUCCAACAGUGGAAAACAAUUGGCUGUUGGUGCGUAUGAUGGACACCUGGACGAUACUUUGCCCGACUGUGCAAUACAUAUUUGCAGGCUUGACAAUGAGAACGGUAAGCCUCCGGGAUCAAAAGUGGUAGCGAUGCAGAGCGAUCAGGUGCGCAUUGGGCCAAUAGCGGCUACGACGAACAACAACAUGCCAGGGGGUUUACUAGUCUGGAGAGGUGAUAUUGGUGAUUAUAGUAUCUGUGUAUCCCAGGCAACACUGGAGUUUGUGGGGAUACUGGAAUAUAGGAUACGGACCGAUACUUGCAGAUUCCGACGAUCAACGUGGGAUCUUGCUGUGAAAGGAUUGUGUGCAGGAGUUGAGAUGUGCGGUGUGAUCUCCAAACGGACCACCCAUCACAACAUAUAUUCCAGCCACAAUGUUAUCUACUGUCUCACUCGUGGCGGUCAUUUGUUGUGCCUCCCCGAUAGUGUGUGUUCUAAUUCCGCUGAAACAGUGAAAUGCCAACCCAGCGAUUGGGAAACAGUACCCUUCAGGGUGGGCCCGACAAGCAAUUUUGAAACAAACGUAAUGCAAAGUGUAGAAAUGAGCACAGCGAUAUUAGCAAGUAUCACUCGCCCAAAGAUGAUCUUCAUCUUACACGAUUCGAAAUAUGGCACCAUCUAUGUCGAUAAUCACGGCAUACUUCACUGUGAGGUCGCAUGUAUUUGCGCGUGUUACCUUAACGACAGCCUCGAAAGAGAGUACAGCAGAAUGCAAGCGACAGGAAAUGAGAGAUUAUCCCGGAAGACAAUACAGGCGUGUAAUUUACUGACUAAUGCGCACACCCGCCUGUCCAAUAGCGCGGCUCAUGAACUCCGAAGCUUUGAACUGUAUGAUUUACCUUUUAUUUUCCCCAAAACAAGUGGUAGCACACCCAAGGAGACGGCGAGUAUGGACGAAUCAUAUAUUACUAUCACGAUCCACCGCACCGUGUAUGUUCUUCCAAGAGAACACCACGGUGUACCAUCGUGUACUGGUGCUGGCGCGCAUUCGUGUAAGGAUACACAGACGAAAGCGACUUCUAAACUGGGUGUGGCAGUAGUGUUCGCGGCGAAGGUCUCUGCCGUUAGAAUUUUACGAACGACACUAUACGCACUGCUGAUUGGCAUCGACGUGCAAGGAAACGUACGCAUUCAAGACAUAACGGAUUAUGUAAAUCUCCGAUCUGAAAUUGAAAAAACCGCCGCCCCUAGUCAUACAGAAGUGACUGAUUUGGAGAACUCGACGCUUACAGCAUUUGACAUCAUCUACAAUACAGAGAGUGCAACUGCCGUAUGCGAGGGCUGGGGGGCGACUGUGGAGCAGUAUAGUGAAAGGCACUGCGGUAGUAUAGUGAGCUGUGCAACGACGAAGAGAAAAGCUUCUCGAGGAGAACCCUAUCUCGAGAAAGAUUCGAUACUAAGAACAGCCAAGGCUCUUGGUAGAUCUACCGACAUCUACACAGAUCAACAAGCAAAUGGUCAAGAGCACGUCAACGAAUAUGAAACUACAGACAGACUUAUUACAUGCGAAAGUAUCGUGGCAGUAUUGUCUACAGGCCACGGCGUGACAAUUUGGCAUGUACAACUACAACUCCCUGGUGUUGGAAUCGCUUACACUGAAGCGCAUUCAGUUCAACCACGGGUUAAUCCACACAAUAAGAGACCAACUGCACCAAAUGAUACACGGAUGAAUGAGAUUGUAUCUCCUGCCGAAAGUGCUAGCAAGGAACUUCCCAUUUUUAAUAUAACACUCGACCCUGGUACUCUUUACACCUGCUGUGGGGUCCACAAUGCGCCAAACGGAACGAUCGAAACUGUAUUGAUAACAGAAAUUACCAGUGCAUCAGCGUUGGAACAAAACUCUUGUGGAGUAUUUCCAGGUGUGUCUUCGGGUUGGGGUUAGAUUACAGUUCCUUUCUUCUGUUAUCGAUCGAUUCGCGAUUCAAGCUUAGUCCAAAACAAGGGCCACCAAACAAAUUGCCCUGUUGAAAGUCGCCCUAAAUAUACGAGUAAAUGGAAAAGGUCUGCAGUAUUCUAUUCACAUGACGAUCACCGAAUACAGUACCCAAUUUGAAGUCGCACUCCAUAUAUAACUGACAGGAUGUGUGAGGUCCGCAGUAUUAUUAUUGUAUAUAUUGAUGGCUUUGUUUCUCGUUAAACGUGUGCCUGCCCCUGUGUAUAGAGGUGACCUGCGCUUCGCAAGCUUGAACACCAGAAAUCACACAUACGACAAACUAAGAUGAAGACAAAAUAUAUUAUUCAUUUGGAAGGCACCAUAAUGUGAGUGUGCAAUGGGGCAGUGUGACGAACUGACGC